Molecule: messenger RNA, 1020 nt
Organism: Dermatophagoides pteronyssinus (European house dust mite)
Lineage: Eukaryota; Metazoa; Arthropoda; Arachnida; Sarcoptiformes; Pyroglyphidae
Source: RefSeq, a predicted model, not a curated record
AAAAAGUGCGCAUAGAAAUUGUGAUUGAAACCAAAAAAAAGUAUAUAUAAAGUUUGUGAUUGAAAUUUUUUUUCUCCAUUUCGUUUUGGUCACAACAACAACAACAAUGUCACCUCAAUCAGCCAGUUUGUUUAUGGCCAUUUUGGUCACCGUUCUUGUCCAAAGUACGCAAGGAAUGUUUGAUGGACAUAAAGAAAAAAUUCAUAUUUAUAAACAAGUUCCACAUCCGGUUCAUGUUGUUAAAAAAUAUCCAGUAAAAUAUCCAGUCUAUAUUCCAGUCAAAUCGAAACCAAUUAUUAAAAAAGUUGAAGUUCCAUAUAAAGUUCCUUACAAGGUUCCAAUCAAAGUACCAAUCAAAGUCCCAUAUCCAGUCAAAGUUCCAGUACCAUAUCCAGUUAAAGUACCUGUUUAUGUUAAAAAAUACGAUAGCUAUGGUGGUGGCUAUGGUGGCGGUUAUGGGGGUGGCUAUGGGGGUGGCCAUGGAGGUUAUGGCGGCGGAUACGGUGGUGGCUAUGUUACCGGUAAAUUGUUGACCCAUUCAGGUGGAUAUGGUGGCUAUGAAGAUAAAUAUGGUGGUGGCUACGGAGGUGGCUAUGAAGAUAAAUAUGGUGGCGGUUAUGAAGAUAAAUACGGCGGCGGUUAUGAUGGCGGAUAUGAAGGAGGCUAUGAUGGAGGCUAUGGCGGUGGUGGCUAUGAAGGAGGCUAUGGUGAUAGUCAUGGUAUCGAUGCUAAAUAUGGUGCAAUCAGUACCUAUUAUGGUGAUGAUCAUGGCUAUGGCUAUGGUGGUGGUCAUGGGGGCGGUUAUGAAGAUAAAUAUGGUGGUGGUGGCUAUGAAGGAGGAUAUGGUGGUGGUCAUGAAGGAGGCGGAUACGAAGGAGGAUAUGGCGGUGGUCAUGAAGGAGGUGGUUAUGAAGGUGGAUACAAAAAGAAAUAAAUAAUUUUCACCUAAACGAUUAUGUAAGCAAAUUAUGUCGAUAUAAUUUCCCAAAAAAAAAAUCGAAUCAAAAUCAAUGCCUCAAA